AUAUUCGAUGUAUGGUGGUAUUAGAAGAUCGAAAAAUGUACUUAUAUUAUUAUCAAAAUAUAAAAAUAAACGAGUAAUUAGGUGCCUAUAUCAAGUUUUAAAAUAUAAGAAGAAAAAUGCUAUAAAGUGCCUUAAAAUUUAUUGUAAACAGGAAAUAGGUGAUUUUAUUUAUUCAUCUAAAUUGACAAUUGUGAGCAUAUUUUAUACCAGGCGAACUAAAUCAAAAGAAAGACUAGCAGUAUUCUACCUAGGCAAGGAGCAAAUUCAAUAUGUUAAAUACGAAAAAAAUUAGUAAAAUAUUAGUACCAUCUUAUUAUUAUUUAAAAACUUCAUUUGUUUCCAAGAUAACCCGGUCUUAUCAGAAUGUUAAUAGAACCAAAGAUCUAAUAAAUACUAUGUAUUAUCUAAAGAGAGCUGUUAAAUAUCAAAAUUUUGGAUCCAAGUUAAAAAUAUUUUUUAGUAGCUGCUACGCCAACAAUACAUACACUUUAUUAUGGCCCCUCACAAAAUGCAAAAAGGAUGUGCUUAACGAAAAACGUGGAAUUCAUUUAAGUACAACAUUUUUUAAGCGUAGAACAUCAAAAGUAGAAGAGUCAGACAAAUUAAAAAUGAAAGAACAAAAUGAAAAGAUUUCUAUCAGUGAUGCUGAAUUGUUAGACGAAGCUCUAGUUGUUAUUACAAGAAAUAAAAAAUUUAGGGAAGACAUCGAAGACCUUAAAAAAAAGUUGGAAGUGGUAAAUGAUCAUACCCACAAUAUCAGCAAAAAUAAAGUAACAAGUUUUCUUCAUAAAAAAUUAAAUAAAAUUGUCGGGCAAUUAGAUAAAGAACUUAAUGACUUAGAAACGAAAAUUAAUAAAAAAGAAAAAGUUUUUUGCGAGGCUGAACUUAAAGUAGAAGAAAAAUUUGAAAUUGGUUUUUCAAAUAAAACUGAAAAAGAUAUGAUAAAGAUUAGUGAAAUAAUCAAAACUGUAAAAAAUUUGCAAAAAGGAUAUGACGAGGUCAAGUUAAAAAAAGUUGAAAAUCUUCUUCGGAAAAUUGAUACAAACCAAAAUGAUUUAGUUUCAGUUAAAGAUGUUUUAAUAAUUAUUGAAGCAAUUAUUGCAAAUAAUGUAAAAUUACAUAAGAAAUAAGUAAGAAAAAUAACGAAUAGAAAUGAACCGGAAGACUUUUUAAAUUCAUGAAAGUACUGUAAAACCGUGAGUAAUAAUAAAUAAAUUAAGAUCCCAAAUUAAAACAGUUUGACAUAAGUGAAUUUAAAUGGAUAUUGUAAAAUAAACAAUUUGCAACCGCUUCCAAAAAUAACAUAAAAGCUGUAUGAAAGAGAUGUAGGAACGAAGAUUUGGGUUUUUUUUAUUUUUGGUACCUACUCUUUUGGUGAUCAUUGUGUAGUAGCAAAGUUAAACGAAAUUUCGUGGAAGUAUGAUUUUGAAAAAAAAUUGUAUUUUAGAUUGAGUUUCAUUUUUGCAGAUCGUCAAAAUAAUCGAGAAAUACCAAAAAGGCAAAAGAAGCCGAAUUCUACAAAUUUUAAAUAAUUAAAAUAGAAACAAGUGAGAAUCAGAAUGAAACUAAUCUUUGCAUGCACAAAUUAAAUAUAAGUCAAUAUUUUUUAAAAAAUUUUAAAAAUGAGAACAUCAAAUAUUUAACGGUGCACAUGUGAAAUAGAAUAAAAAUUUAACUAAAUGAAAA
Condylostylus longicornis is the source of this 1686-nucleotide messenger RNA. RefSeq lists its product as uncharacterized. Bases 270 to 1130 code for a protein of 286 amino acids. The transcript is spliced from 2 exons. The record is from RefSeq and is a predicted model, not a curated record. NCBI's taxonomy places the organism in Eukaryota, Metazoa, Arthropoda, Insecta, Diptera, Dolichopodidae.